This is a messenger RNA of Monomorium pharaonis (pharaoh ant), 1854 nucleotides long. RefSeq names its product E3 ubiquitin-protein ligase BRE1A-like. NCBI's taxonomy places the organism in Eukaryota, Metazoa, Arthropoda, Insecta, Hymenoptera, Formicidae. The record is from RefSeq and is a predicted model, not a curated record. Bases 1 to 1854 code for a protein of 617 amino acids. The transcript has a single exon.
AUGGAAGGAGAAAAGAAAAACGAGACGAUCAGAAAUGAAAUUAGUAUGGAAGAAGGAUCACAAGAGAAUGAAGAUCAAGAAGAAAGGAAGGAGACAUAUAGUGGUGCUAAAUGGAAGAUCAAGAAUGAAUAUCUUAAAGACAUUAAGAGGGAAAUAGAUAUAAAAGGUAGUUAUGGAAAAUUAUUUAAAAUAAGGAAGGAUGCAAUAAAGGAAGAUGUUAGAAGAAAGGUUUGCAAUAAAGAGAUUAGUAAGAGCGGAAGAGAUAGGAGCGAGGAAAACGAAAUGCAGGAAGUAGAAAUGAGGAAGAGCGAAGAGGAAGAAGAGGAAGAUAGAGCAGAAAAUAGGGAAAUAAGUAAGCAAACAACAGGAGACGAGGUAACCAAAAAAGUUAAUAAGAACAAAAUGAUUAGAUCAAAUGGUAGGUUAGUUUAUGAAGGUGAUUGCAGGAUAGAUGAUAAAGAUAGAACAAUCGAGAAGGAAAGAUUUAAAAUAAAUCAUAAAGAAGAAAUAGGAUUAGAAGCAGUAAUACAACAAAAAGGUAGGACAAAUAAUAAGGCCCACAACGUCACUAGGAUAGCAAUGUACAUGGUGAAAAAAGGAUAUAAGGUACAGGAUAUAGUCAGUAUAGGACAUAAUAAGGCUAUGGUUUAUUUUAGAAACAUAGAAGAGGCGAACAGAUGUUUGGAACAGGAAGAGAAGGGAAAGAGAGAAGACAAGAUGGUAAGCUUUUCAAUUCCUAACAGGUCAAAAAGGUGCAAGGGAGUGAUAUCCGACUGGGAUAAUGAAAUGUCUCUGAGGGAUUUAUAUGAAGCAAUUGAGGACAAAGAAAAGAUCUUACAAAUAGAAAGAAUGAAGAAGAGAAGAUACAACAAGGCUACAAAGGAAAUAACAGAGGAAUACCUACAUCAAGUAAUCAUAGCAUGGGAAGGAGGAGAAAGACCCAGAGAAAUAAGUUUAUGGCAAGGCCUAAUUAAAAUGAGAGUUAGAGCUUUUGUGGAAAAUGUAAUCCAAUGCUACAACUGUUAUGGAUUUGGCCAUAUAAAGGAAAGGUGUUUUAGAAAAAAGAUCUGUAUGAUAUGUGGGGAUUACUACCAUGAAAAAUGCGAGAGGAAAAUAGAAUGCAUUAAUUGUGGAGGAAACCACAGACCCACCGAUAAGAAAUGCCCAAUAUAUGAACAUAACUACCAGGUUAAAAAGGUAAUGGCAGAAAGAAAUAUGUCAUUCAUGGAAGCAAAAGAUGCUCUAAGAAAAGAAAAAGGACAGCAAAUUAGAAGAGGAGAUAUCCAGGAAGAAAGAUGGCCAGGAAUACCUAAGCCAGACGACAGAAGACCAAGUGUAUACUACGAAACGAAUAGACCAAAUGGAAGUGAAAAAGAAACAUAUGCACAAAUAGCGAAUAAGACAAGAAUAGAGAAGCCAAGGGAGGAAUACAGUAACAUAAAGUAUAGAAAGGAACUGGAAGAAGGAUAUAAGGAUAGAGAAAGAAAGAAAAUAAGAGAAGAAAGAGAAAGAGAAGGCAGGAAAGAAAAAACAGGAAUGAAAGACUGGCAUGGUUAUGAGAAUUGGAGAAUGGAAGAAAUUAGAAAGGAAAACUACGGAAUUGUAAUGAGAAAAUGCGAGAAAAAAAACUUGGAGGACAGGGAAAAAAGAGAGGAAGAGGAAAUCAUCCGAUGCUUACAUAUCAUAGAAGGAUGGGGAGAGGACAUACAAGAAAUGAAGAGAAAAAUCCAAAAAAUACUUGAAGGAAAUGUAAAGGAAAGACAAGAAGGAAGAGGAAGAGUGAGAAGUGUCAGAGAAAAAGACCAAUUUCAAAUAAGAGAGCUAUACAACAGAAGUGAACAUAAUGACUAUUAA